UAUAAAACAUCCUCUUUCAAAAUCAAAGCACAUCUGCACAUACCAUCAUCGUCUUUGCAAAAGGUGUAACCGUGGGAAAUCGCCAACCAUAAAAAUGCCUGUAAUAUAUCGAUCAACCCUUUCUUCUCAACUACCGUUUUCUCAAACUAGUAGACAAUUUACACAAUUCAGCCUUUAUCAUACCAAAAUCACCUUCUCUUCUCACUCCAAUUUUACCAGAAUUUGCUGCUUAAAACCCUCAAUUAUGGAGAAAGAUGCUCAAUUAAACCCCACCAUUUUAGAGUCAACGGAAGAGAAAUAUUCUGCAGAAUUGGAUGUUGCUGUUAAAGCUGUUCAAAUGGCUUGUUCUUUAAGUCAAAGGGUACAAGAGGGUUUGAUUUCUAAGGCUAAUUCUCUUGUUCAAUCCAAAGAUGAUAAAUCCCUUGUCACAAUUGCAGAUUGGAGUGUCCAAGCUACUAUCAGCUGGGUACUGUCUGAAUCUUUUGGCAUUAAAAAUGUCUCGAUUGUAGCUGAGGAAGAUGUUGAAGCUCUUUCAAAACCUGAGGCAACUGUCCUCUUAGAUUCUGUAGUACAAACUGUCAACGAGUGUUUAGCUGAAGCACUUCAAUUUGGAAUUAAAGGUCCGAUUAGACCCUUAAAGAAAGCAGAAGUUCUUGAGGCAAUAAGGCAGUGCAAUUCCAUUGGUGGUCCUAGUGGUAGAUUUUGGGUUCUGGAUCCCGUUGACGGCACAUUAGGUUUUGUGCGUGGGGAUCAAUAUGCAGUUGCUCUAGCACUGAUUGAGGAUGGAGAAGUUGUGCUUGGAGUCUUAGGUUGCCCUAAUUACCCACUAAGGAAGGAGUGGCUAUCAUAUCAUCAACGUUAUUAUAGGAUCAUAUCCAAGCUUACCCCACCAAGGUCAGAAUCUUGGGAUAAAGGUUUUGUAUUAUAUGCUAGAAAAGGUAGUGGUAAAUCUUGGAUGCAGCCAUUACUUCCACAAUCCAUGAACUUGGUUGAGUUAAAAUCUCCCAGACCUGUCUAUGUGUCUCUCGUUGAAGAUCCUUCCUUGGCUACCUUCUGUGAGCCUGUUGAAAGGGCGAAUUCUAGCCAUUCUUUCACUGCUGGACUUGCUCACAGUGUCGGAGUUAGUAAGGAACCUUUGCGAGUAUACAGCAUGGUCAAAUAUGCUGCUGUUGCUCGUGGUGAUGCAGAGAUAUUCAUGAAGUUUGCAAAGUCGGGUUACAAAGAGAAGAUAUGGGAUCAUGCAGCUGGUACUGUCAUUAUACAAGAGGCUGGCGGUGUGGUGACGGAUGCAGGAGGGCACCCCUUGAACUUCUCAAAUGGUAUAUAUUUGGAAGGUCUUGACCGUGGUAUAAUUGCUUGUGCUGGAGUUCAGCUACAUCAAAAAAUUAUCCAAGCUGUGGAUGCUAGCUGGGAUUCCUCCUGCUUGUGACUUACUGAACAAAGGAGACCAAAAGGAGUCCAGAUUUUUUUCCUGGGUAAUAAGACCAGUAACGAUGCUGGGAUCAUCUUUGACGAGCAUAAUGACUUGAGAAUUGGCAAUUUGGCAUGUUCUCUAGUUGCAGUUGCUGUUGCAUCAGGAUCUUCACCUCUCCUAUAUAACUAUGUAAUUCAAAAUUUACGCAGUACUGUUUACUGCUCUGUACAGAUGCAACAUAAUGUGGAAUGCAAUUUUGCAGUUUGUAAUUAUGCAUUUCGAGAUCCUUUCUAGGUUGUGGCUUUUACAUAAUGAUCAAUUUUGGUCAGUAUUCAUUACAACGAAUAUCAAUAAAUUAUAAAUGACAAGAACAAUGCUGGAUCGAAAAAGUUUCAAUCAAGGUUUAUAACUUUAUAUU
Messenger RNA from Chenopodium quinoa (quinoa), 1832 nucleotides. RefSeq names its product PAP-specific phosphatase HAL2-like. Gene Ontology annotation, molecular function: 3'(2'),5'-bisphosphate nucleotidase activity. The record is from RefSeq and is a predicted model, not a curated record. Bases 95 to 1429 code for a protein of 444 amino acids. The transcript is spliced from 4 exons. Lineage: Eukaryota; Viridiplantae; Streptophyta; Magnoliopsida; Caryophyllales; Amaranthaceae. Gene Ontology annotation, biological process: sulfate assimilation; phosphatidylinositol phosphate biosynthetic process.